GUUUGGCCUUCACCUUUUUAAAAGAUCUAUACACCACACUCAAAACAGCUAAAUAUUCCUAGCAUAGUAUGAUAUCACAGUGCCAUUGAUAUGACAUCAAAAACCGUGAAGUUAAGCUUGUCCAGUAUAGAGGCUGAUGAAGGAGAUGGAGCUGUAGUUAGAAGAAGUAUAGGAAGACCAGAGUUAAAGCUGCUAGAUCCAUUUUUAAUGUUAGAUGAAUUUAAAGUGAAACCACCAGCAGGAUUUCCUGAUCAUCCACACAGAGGAUUUGAAACGGUGUCCUAUGUUCUGAAAGGUACAGGACAACAUGAAGAUUUUUGUGGUCAUAAAGGUGCUUUGAAUAGUGGAGAUGUUCAGUGGAUGACUGCUGGACGUGGUAUAGUACAUUGUGAGAUGCCUCAGGGAACAGACGAGGCUCAUGGGUUACAGUUGUGGGUGAAUUUAGCCAAAAAAGAUAAAAUGAUUGAACCAGCCUACCAGGAGUUAUUAGAUAAAGAUAUCCCAAGGUCAACAGAAGAUGGCACCACCGUCAAAGUCAUUGCUGGUAAAGCAUUUGGCAAAACAUCCCCUAUGUAUACAAGAACACCAACAAUGUACCUAGAUUUUAAAAUGCAGAAAGGCUCCAGUGUUGAUCAACCUAUACCAACAGGCUGGAACAGUUUUAUAUAUGUCCUAUCAGGAUCUGCUCAUUUUGGCAACUCAGAUAAACCUACCACUGGAAAACCUUAUGACACCUUAGUAUUAAGUGAAGAAGGGGAUUUUAUACAUAUUUUUAACCAAGAAUCAGAUACCUGCCAUUUUGUGUUGAUUGGAGGACAGCCUUUAAAUGAACCAGUUGCUCAGUAUGGUCCGUUUGUUAUGAAUACAGAUGAAGAAAUAGAACAAGCCUUAUUAGAUUACAAACUAGGACAGAAUGGUUUUGAGAAUGCCAAGACAUGGAAAUCUGAGUAUUUGAAAAAUGGAUGAAUCCUGCCAUAGAACCAACCAAUAUCUGUGAUAGAUACUUUAAUCUCACCGUUAUUUAUUAUUGCACUAGUAGAGAGUUAUAGAGAAAAUACUGCUGCCAUCAACCAAUAUUAUACAUGUACUGGUGAACUUUUUAUCUUCUAUCUUAUCUUUGACUAGGAUACAACUGAUUUCCUUCUUGAUUCUCGCCAGAUUGGAUUGUGUACAUGCUAUAUUCUGAUUGUAUUCAUUAUAUUUGUAUAAGCUAUGUUUUCAUCAGCAGUUAUGAACAAAUACUGUUAUAUGCUGUAAACCAACUAAUUUUUCGUGAUCUAUUUAUUUCAUGAAUUUCCAGGAAAAGAAAGAUAUUACGAAUAUAAAUCGUCACGAAGAUGUAAGCCUUGGAUCCUUCUUUAUAUAAAUACAUCAAGAAAAUUUAAAAGCCAUGAAGAUAAAUCGCCUGGAAGUUUGCCAGAAGGACAAAACGCGAAAUAAAGUAUCUGCAAAAAUAAGUUGGUUUACAGAAUGUCAAAAUUAGCAUAAUAAAAAAAAUCUUUUGGUAAAAUUGCAAUAUUUAUGUUAAACAUUUUCCAUUUAACUUCAUACUUUGUAAUUAUUUAACCUAUAAAACCAUAAAUAUUUGUCAUCUACAUGUAACCCCAGUUUAUGGGAUGAAUGUAUUCCAAUAGUUGUAACAUUAAAAUUGUUAAAAAUUGAGUAGAUUUGACUAGUUGAUAUUAGACUGUUAAUGGUUGGAGCAUUUUCACUAUAAAAUAUUAUCAGUGUUUCAGUAUGUUGCUCAGUAGGACCAUUGUUGUUUUGUUAUGAUUUUGUUUUUUUUUCUAGUCAAAUGAAAUAAUAGCCAAAUCAACUGAUUUAUCAAAAUAUAUUCUUCUGUAUGAUCUCUUUCAUGGACAAGACUUUAUCUUUUUUCAGCAUAAAUAAUAUCAUUAUGAAUCUCUCCUUAAACAUUUUUGGAAUUCUUCAGUUUUCUAGUCAACUUUUCAAAAACACAAAUUUUUACUAAGAAAUUUAAUAGCCUAGCCAUUAUAAUUAAAUGACAUGUAUAAUUUGAAGUAUUGAAAGAAAAAAGAAAUUGCAUAAAUAUAUAAACAAAUAUAUGCAUUAUUAUUUAUAGGUUUUAAUUUUCUGGGAUUUUCUGGAUACAUAUGAAAUACUAAAGUCAUUUUUGAGUUCAACAAAGUACGAUCAGGUUGUUUGCCGAAAAAAUGAAAAAUUAAUUAUGAGUUAUAAACUAAAUGAAAAGAUAGAAUACAUACAUGAUACAGGCCCUUUGCACUAAAAGUAUACUUUGUUAUGGAAAUGACUGGCAGAAAGUACAGCUGAAUUUUUUAUGCCCAACUCUGUAGUCUCAUUCAGUAUAUGUUCAUGAUUUUUUUUUAAAUAAAUGUUUUAAUUGCCUAUCUUGCUAACUUUUGUAUUUUACACAUUUUUGAUGUAGAAAUAAGCCAUUUAUUUGUACAAUUUUUUACUUGCUGUUAGUGUAUAAAUGAUAUUUUUUGUAAUUGUCGCCUACAACUUCAUUUUAUUAAAAUUUUAUGCAGAAAUAUAUAA
Molecule: messenger RNA, 2520 nt
Organism: Mytilus californianus (California mussel)
Lineage: Eukaryota; Metazoa; Mollusca; Bivalvia; Mytilida; Mytilidae
Product: pirin-like
Exons: 9
Coding region: 91-966 (291 amino acids)
Biological process (GO): monocyte differentiation
Cellular component (GO): nucleus
Molecular function (GO): quercetin 2,3-dioxygenase activity
Source: RefSeq, a predicted model, not a curated record